AUGACCACGAUUACUUCCCAACCUUCGGCAACGACAGCAAGUAUAAGAUCAGACCAAUCCAGCAACCUGGAAUGUCGUAUCCCGAGCUAUACGAUCGAACUUGAAGGCACUUCGAACCAAUUCGUCAACUACAACGUCGCUUACACCUCCAACUCAACACUCUACGCCAGCAGCCACCAAGAGACCCAAAGGCGGUUCAAAGACUUUAAAUUUCUCCACACGCAGCUCUCUCACUCUUUUCCUGCCUCUGUUAUUCCCCCCCUUCCCGAUCAGCAUAGACUGGAGUAUCUCACAGGCGAUCGAUUCUCCAACGACUUUAUUCAACGACGCAAACAGGAUCUAGAGCGGUUUUUGCAGCGCAUCAGCCGCCAUCCGAUACUCAAGCGCUCCAAGCUUGUCAUAGACUUUUUCGUGUCGACAGAGUGGAACACAGUGAUGCACAAACUCGGAUCCCAGCCACUGUCUUACUCAACCAGCUCGAUUGAAUCGCACACACUGCUUGACAAUAUAUCCGACAGUCUUGUCAAUGCCUUCACAAAGGUCAAGAAGCCAGACGAUCGCUUUGUUGAGCUGAGAGACAAUCUCAACAGGCUAGAUGACUCGCUUAGUAAUAUAGAAAAGAUAAUUCAGAAGCUGCGUACAAAAAUCAGCAGUCAGUCUUAUAUGCAUAUCAAUCCCGAGAACUAUGCACUGACGUACUUGUCAGGUGUGGACAAUACAGCCAUCGACGUUGACCUGAAUGGAGACUACGAUGAUGGUGCGGGUGCUACACAAGCGCUAGCAUACUUGGAAUCAGGUAUCACUGAGCCAUUAAAUCGAUUCGCUCAUGCGCAGUUGGAAAUGAGCAACAUUCUAAAAGAACAGACUGUCUUAGCUUUCGAGCCUGUGCUCGAUCAUAUUCACUCUCUUAGAGCAUACGCUGCCGCUCACAAGUAUGUUCUCAAACUGCGCGAUCAGAAACAACUGGAUUUCGAACAGUUGACGACGUAUCUCUCUCAACUCGCCCUGCAACACCAAAGACUUGUAUCUGCACAACAUAUCAGCAGUGGUGGGAUUGGGGGAUAUAUUCGCGAUAAAGUGGAUCACUUGCGUGGACAAGAUGAUGAGAGUUUGCGAUUAGAGCGUAUUAGAAAAUUGGAGGAACAGAUGAAGGAGCUCGAGAAAGCAGUUGAGAAUUCAUCGAAACAAAAUGUUGAGUUCAGUCAGGCCGUGUUGAGAGAACACUCCAUCUUCGAUAUGGCUAAGAGGAUCGAAAUGAAGGAGAUUCUUCACCAUUUGGCUGAUGGUCAUAUUGUGGCUUAUAAGAAGACGUCUGAGGAAUUCGACAGACUGAUACCACAUUUACAACGUAUACGCGUCGAUGUCUAA
Messenger RNA from Wallemia ichthyophaga EXF-994, 1368 nucleotides. Its product is annotated as Sorting nexin-4. Gene Ontology annotation, molecular function: phosphatidylinositol binding. Bases 1 to 1368 code for a protein of 455 amino acids. The record is from RefSeq and is a predicted model, not a curated record. Gene Ontology annotation, cellular component: phagophore assembly site. Gene Ontology annotation, biological process: cytoplasm to vacuole targeting by the Cvt pathway; autophagy. The transcript has 2 exons. NCBI's taxonomy places the organism in Eukaryota, Fungi, Basidiomycota, Wallemiomycetes, Wallemiales, Wallemiaceae.